Molecule: messenger RNA, 3575 nt
Organism: Seriola aureovittata
Lineage: Eukaryota; Metazoa; Chordata; Actinopteri; Carangiformes; Carangidae
Gene: sack1e
Product: family with sequence similarity 83 member E
Exons: 10
Coding region: 361-2250 (629 amino acids)
Biological process (GO): epidermal growth factor receptor signaling pathway
Source: RefSeq, a predicted model, not a curated record
AUUAACACUGGAGCCUGAGAGAGAUGAGACAUACUACCCAGGAGAGCUGGGGAACAAGGCUGCUGCAGAACAAAUGUUUUCAGGACUGAACUUGUGCACGUUGAACAUGCUUAAGAAGGAGCGACGUGAAGCAGAAAUAUCAAGACAUCUGAUGAUUCCUGGGUAGCUGUUGACAACAUGGAAAUAUUGUGAUUUUUCUUUUUUCUUUUUUUGCCAGAGGGAUGAAUGACAUCAUCGCUUUUGUUAAAUUGAAGGGUGACAUGAGCCGGCCUGGAAUGGUCUCGUUUUCACACAACUGUUGUCAGUAGUGGGAACCUCAAUAGAUAGCACUUUUUCCCGGAGACACACCAGACUGCAGUCAUGUCAAACUCUCAGGAGCAGAGCCUUGAUGAGAACGCAGUGUUCCUCCCAGUCAAUGAGUCCUCCCCAGAGUUCAUCUACUGUGAGAAGGAGCGACAAGCGGUGGAGACACUCCUGAAUUCAGGACCAGAGGCGUUCUACAGCUCCAGUAGCGCAGAGCAACCCGGCAGCUUCUUGUCUUCUGAAGAGGUCAGCCAGAUAACCAGCUGGGCCCAGGACUAUCGCUCUAACCAGCUGCAGGUACAGCGGGAGGAGAAUGGAGUGGAAGGCAGCUCAGAGAUGGAGGACUUCUGUUCCACCUAUUUCCCUUGCCACUCAGACAUACCAACCCCAGACCUAGACCUUGGCUGGCCUGAAAAAGGCCCCUGGGUUCCAAAGGGAAGCGUAACAGUCCACACCAGUCCCCCAGCUGAAGGAGAACCUCCUGUCAGAGAGAUAAUACGACGGCACUUACAAAAGGCCAGGAAAGUAAUUGCCAUUGUGACAGACAGGCUGACAGAUGGUGCAAUAAUUGGCGAUUUACACUACGCUGCCUCCCAUGGUGUCGCUGUCUACAUCAUCCUGAACCAAAGAUCCAUUCAGGAGAAUUUCACUCUCAACAGGCUCAGGCAUCCGAACAUGCGGGUCCGUGUUCUUGGAGGGAAAACCUUCUGUUCGAGGACGGGAAGAACGGUGGUCGGGGAAAUGAAAGACAAGUUCCUUCUAGUGGAUUUAGAGACAGUGAUUCAUGGCAGCUAUAGCCUCACAUGGACGGACGCCCACCUGCACCGGCAGCUGAUCACUGUUCUUCGCGGAACAAUUGUUGACUCAUUUGAUAGAGAGUUCAGGAUCCUUUUUGCUGCUUCGCUCCCAGUCCCAGACACAUGGAGGGUUGCAGGUACCCACGUAGAAGUGACUCAUCAGCUGAAAGACUUCUCAGGUCUCCGCUUCCAAAAACAACUCUCUUUGGAGCUUGAGGUUUUCAGCCCCCCGUCUCCACCUGCUGAUUCCCUCCUGGACUGGGAAGCCAUGGGUGUUGUCCAGAGAGACAGCUGUUUCAGUCCUCUUAAUCAACAUGGGGAAAUGCCACUGAAGAAUAACAUACUGUUUGAUAAAAAAGCUACUAUUAUGGACACCUUUGCCGACAAUGGAAACCAAUUUGUGAAUAAAAAAAGGGUAUAUGAAAACACCUCUCCAGUGACAAACCAUGUGCCAGAUAAAUCUACAACCUUCGACAAGACACAGCCCUUACCAAAACACCAGACAGCUCCAGAAAUAAUGAAGAGCGUGGAAUACAUAUUAGAAAAGACAAUGUCCAGGCAGCUCUCCGCAGAGAGGAGCACCAAUUUUGAUGACAGAACAACAUCAAGACUUGACAAUAAAACAGCAGAAGCAACAUACAAUUUGGUCAGUCCUUCUAAUACAAAGACAAGAGAGCAAUUAAGGAGGGAGUCCAUCUUGGAGGAGAAGAGCAGCAUGGAUAAAACUAGCCCCAAAGUGGAGAACACACCCUCUUCUAGAAAACCUAUAAUCCUGAGGGUGCCGCAGUCUGAGAGCUUCAGCUCUGUGAGUGACAUCAUGAAGAGGAUUCAGUCUCAGCAGAGCACGUCAAGACCGACCAAGAAAGGAUCAAAUGCCAUGUCAGAAGUUAGCCGGUCCAUGAUGGACCUGAGCAUAUACAACACAGAUACAAGUGAUGACAGAGUCCCAGUGCCAAGGUUUAAAGCCAGUUGCUUUGACCCGGGUCAGAUGACGCCUGCUGUUGCUCUGAUGAAGAAUAGGAACAAUGAACAAUCUUUAUUCAACAGAACUCCUAUAAACCUUCUGCCCCAAGACAGGCCCCGCAGUUCCAGUUAUGGUCUCAGGUUGGACUGGAGGAGGUCGCUGGCAGAGAGAGAAGGGGAACAAUAAUGAAGAGAGAGGACAAAAAUACAUGAGCAGGAUCUUCUGUAACAACAUGGCAGCUGCCAGCAGUGGACCUUUGCAGUGUUAAUUACCCCAAAUAAUCCAAAAACAGACAGUGACUCUGAUAACAAAACUAUUGUUAAUAUGCAGGAUGUAUAAGUUUUAUCUUUUGGUGCAAUGUCCCACUGAAUCUGAUGACUAGAUCUUUCACUGAAUGCUGUAUAUAGUGCUUUACUUUAUGUUUAAAUAAAUAAAAUCUAUGCUGCUAAUAAUGUACAGCUGAACAGUACUCACAAAGUCAGUUGCAUAUGUGCUACCAAGAAGAAAUUUACUGACUUUUUAAAUGUAUCUUUAAAAUGAUCUGCAGGGUUUGGGUGAGUGCCUGGACUCACAACUUCAGUAUUUCAAUUUAAAAAUGCUGAGAGACAAACUUUAGGCUGGGGAAGUAGAAAUAAGGAAAUGUAGUAUUAAAAGACUGGUGGAGACAGGGGACAAACAGUGAGAGGUUGGGGAAGAUAUUUAUUUUGGUGACUUUUGGAAACAGGAACCUUAUGAAUAUUAACAAUCUUCAUCUUCCUGCACAUUUCACAAACAGAUCAGAUACAUGGGUCCUAACUUAAAACUGUUUUUGUGUUUUUCAUCCACACCAGUGUUGGUACCAUGGGUGGCAAUAUCAGUUGGCUUGUCAGUCCACCACUUUGGUCCAGACUGAAAUAUAUCAAGAACUGUUGGAAGCAAUGACAUGAAAUUUUAAUUAGACAUUCAAGGUCCCCCAGAGGAUGACGCGUAAUGACUAUGUUGAGCCUGUGGCCCUCCUUUUGGCGCCACCAGCAAGUCAAAGUUUUCACUUCUACUGGACAGAUUGGCAUGAAAAUUUUGUACAGAAAACAUAUCUGACUUACGUUAUCUCUCUGACUUUCGCUCUUGUGCCACCAUGAGGUUGACAUUUGUGGCUUUAAAUGAAACAUCUGUUGGAUGGAUGAGAAUUGAAACGUUCAAGCCUCCCUCCCUCAGAAUAGAUUGUAAUCAUUAUGGUGAUCCCCUCACUUUUCAUCUAGUGAGGUCAAAAUUCUAAUUUGACCCUUUGUUUAUGACCAAGAAGCAAAACUAAUGAUAUCCCGAUCAGCCUCCGAUAUACUGUUUGUUAGCAAAUACCUGCACUAAGACAGUGAAGAUGAUGUAAACAUUAUAUCUGCUUAACAUCUGCUUGAAUGCAAACUCUUGUUAAAAUGUUUUCAACAUUGUACAUAGAUUUAUACAUAGAAGGAUUUUCCCUCUCCUUGCUAAUUAAUUGUUACCUAUUUGUCAUUUGUUUGAUUUCACCUGUGCAA